GACUCAUUCUUUUACAAGCUAGAAGAACGAGACAAAACAAAAAAACACAAAAAAAAACCUAAUAUGUCUUACAAAAGUGUUUCAUAUAUUGUCACACACGCAUAUAAUGGUCCCUUAGCUUUGAAGCCAAGAAGAAUUCAAUGAUUACGUGCCUCACAUGCAAAGUUUUACAUUUUCUUUGUAUAGCUCAUAUUUCUCAUAUCUUGGCUUUUAAUUUUAUCAUCAAAUUUUUUGCUCAAUUUCAAGAGAUGGGUAAUGUCAUGAUCAUGCAACAUGUCUAUACUCUUAGUUCUUCUUUAUAGAAUCUACAAUUUCCUCUCCAGACAUCCAAACCACUUAAGCCGGGUUUCCACCACCUUUUCUACGAUAGAGUUUAAAUAUAAUUGGACAAAAGGGAAUAAAAAUGGCAUCUCUCAUACCUGGAGUUCUAUUGAAGCUUCUCCAAACUAUGGACUCUAAUGUGAAAGUUCGCGGCGAAUACCGCUCAGUCCUUCUGCAAGUGAUCAGCAUUGUGCCUGCAUUAUCUGGUUCUGAAUUAUGGCCUAACCAAGGUUUCUUCAUAAAAGUCUCAGAUUCAUCUCAUUCAACCUAUGUCUCACUCUCCAAGGAAGACAAUGAGCUUAUUCUGAACAAUAAGUUGCAGCUAGGGCAAUUCUUUUAUGUUGAUAAGAUCGAGCCCGGUACACCAGUCCCAGUUCUAGUCGGGAUUAGACCAGUUCCUGGAAGACACCCUUUUGAAGGUAAUCCAAAGGAUUUAAUGCAGAUGUUGGAGUCAUCAGAGGGUCGAACGCAUCCUGAAAAUGGAGUUAAUGGUUCGAAAUCAACGGAUAUAAUAAUAGAAGCGAAAGAAAACACAAGUUCAAGGCAGAAGAUUGUUAUUAAAGAAGAAAAGGUUGGUGUUUCAUCCAGGUACAUGCAAGGUGUUGUAAAUCCAAACUUAAAAGUGAAUUUUCCGGAUACAAAUGUAGGAAGCAAAGUUAAUGAUUCAGAGAAUGGUGUAGAUGGUAAGAAGGUGGGAUCUACAAAAGGAAAGCAGCAAGAGAUUAAAGGUCAGGUACUCCAAACAACCUCAACUCGUACUCGACUUGAAGCAUUUUCAACGAAGCAAGACGUUGCUCAAUCAAACAUCCAAGAGACAGCCAUGCUACCUUCUAAAAGCACUUCUAUCAAGCGCAGUUCCACAAAACAUGAAAAUUCGAACUUGAAUUUUUUGUCGAAUAAUCAAGAUAAAAGAAUCUGUAACGAGACAAUUUCAUGGUCCAAUUUGCCAGCCAAACUUUUAAGGCCUGGAAAGGGAAUUCUUAGAAGGAAACAACUAGCUUCACAAGUUGUAGUAGAAGCUCAAAAAGAAGCAUCUGAAGCAGCUAAGAUAGUUAAGUGCUUAAGUAUGUUUGCAAAUAUCUGCUCUUCUGCAGCAUCAGAGAACCCACAUGUCACACUAGAAAAGUUUUUUGCACUCCAACAGUUCAUGGAGCAGCCAAAUGGUACAACUCAAUCGAAAUCGAAAUCCAUUCAAUUACAUAAAAUUCAAUCUCCUGCAGAAAAACAUAAAAAUGGCAAAACAGCAGGUCUAGUUCAUGCUAAAAGCACAUCAAAGUCUCCAAAACCAUUAACAGAAUUAUCAAUCACUGAAAAACAAGAAUGGGCCAAAGAGAACGGUAUAAAACAGAUCAACGAGCUAAAAGAAGUCUUAUUGAACGAAACAAGAUCAUGGUUCAUUAGGUACUUAGAAAAUACAUUGGAUGUUGGAUUUCCUAGGGCCUUCCAAGAGAAGGGCAAGGAAAGUAAGGAUGUUGCAGGAAGACAAAUGGCACAAGCCAACCACAUAGCGUUGACAUUGUCCCACCUUAAGCAUGCAAAUGAGUGGCUAGAGAAACUGAGAAGCAGUUUAAACUCAGAAAAUGAAGGGCUGGUGGAGACUAUUGACAGAUUGAAGCAAAAAAUUUAUUCUUCCUUGCUUUUGCAUGUUGAUUCUGCUGCAUUUGCUUUGGAAAACCGAGCUUGAUUCUUGGACAAGAAACUGUUUCAGAAGAAUAUACUGUAAUGUUAUUUUAUAGGUUAAAUUAUACGUGGUUGAGCCAAGCAUUGCUAACGAAAGCUCGGCUUACUCUAUUUAUAAGUGCAAAAUGAUCUGUGUGUGAUGCUAUUUAUACCUAACAAUAAAAAAGGGAAGGGUGGGUUUGAAGUAAAAUUAUAUUUCCCCUUAAAAAUCAAAACAAUGAAUAGCUUUUUUUUCA
This is a messenger RNA of Cicer arietinum (chickpea), 2237 nucleotides long. RefSeq lists its product as uncharacterized. Lineage: Eukaryota; Viridiplantae; Streptophyta; Magnoliopsida; Fabales; Fabaceae. The record is from RefSeq and is a predicted model, not a curated record.